Messenger RNA from Pungitius pungitius (ninespine stickleback), 1733 nucleotides. RefSeq names its product progonadoliberin-1-like. Gene Ontology annotation, biological process: multicellular organism development. NCBI's taxonomy places the organism in Eukaryota, Metazoa, Chordata, Actinopteri, Perciformes, Gasterosteidae. Bases 1291 to 1686 code for a protein of 131 amino acids. Gene Ontology annotation, cellular component: extracellular region. The transcript is spliced from 4 exons. Gene Ontology annotation, molecular function: gonadotropin-releasing hormone receptor binding; gonadotropin hormone-releasing hormone activity. The record is from RefSeq and is a predicted model, not a curated record.
UUUAAAUGUUCAGCUGCGUAUAUAUCACCAAACAAUAUAAUGUCCGUUGUGUAUGAAGAUGUGUCUGGAUGCAAUCCAACGACUAUACUCACUCAAUCUUCUACAUCAUUUAUAUAUUUUUAGAUGUGUUUAUGGGAUCAAAAUCACAUUAUCUGUUUGCAGUCAGGUCCGGAGCGCUGAGCUUUACUGAUUGCUGCUGUAGCAGAAAUAGAAGGUGUCAACCACCAAUAACUGGGUUGUAAUAUAUUCCUGUCUGUGUAUGUAACCUCAUUUUGCUGGAUUCAAUUUAUUACAAAGGAAGCAAUGAAAGCCAAAGCCAUAAUAAUAGCACAGUCUAAAAGACCAAGUGCUGUUAGCGCAGCCUGAAACUAUGCAUCAGGCUAGUUUUAAACACAGCUUGGGUAUGCAAUACGUUAUUUACAGCUGUGAUGUUUCUUCUUUUUUUCUACUCUUAAAUAGUGUUUCUUAAAAAGCUUUCCCUCGCCUUGCGUUCUGUGAAUCUACCUCUUUUUUUAUCCAGUGUGCGAGUGAUCCACAGUUGCAUGUAUUCGACCGCUUAUUGUAAUGUUCAUGUAACGCACUUGUUAAUCUUCGGUUUCCCUUUCGGGGGAAAACUUGCUGUACUUUCACCAGAUGCCAUUUUCACACGCUGGAAACAUGCUCCAUCAAUCAAUUUAUGUCACUUAACCAUGCUGCAGACCUAUUUGCACAAGUUAACAUGUAUACGUGUGUCAUACCGUUUCACCAAAAAUACUUUUACGUUUUUUGUGAUCUUGAUUGUAAGUCGGGUCCAAUGUUUCCAAAAAAUGCCGUUACUACAUUAGGGCCGUCGAGGACGUCACUUUGCACGUGUGGAAACUCGUCGCUGACUACAUUUCUCUAGCGGAUUCACUCAGUUCAAUAGUACGUACCCAGCCUGCGAGAAUGAACUACGCAGGAAAUCCUAUUGUGUAUUUCACCGUGAGUGUGAAAGUGAAUGGCAGAGCGAUGGUUAUUUAUUUGAACACAUCUCACUGAAUGCAAUGGUUGGUUUGUGUUAAAGACACGGUGUGUACAAUUAUUGCACUCGACUGUGGAAAUAUAUUUCCACAAAUGACUGUUCUAAAUAAACUGCUAUGAAGUAGCAACCAAAGCUCUCCUCUGAUUUCUGAAUUACAUGGGUGUGCGUUUUGGAAAGGUCAAAAUGUGUCAUAAAAGGGAACCGCGAGGAAAGAGCCAAAAAUGGUCGGCCCAUGUAGCUGAGGAAGUCGCCAGCGAGUGUUGCUCGAUCCCACUCUGUGACCCCCUGUGAUGAAGUUGGGGGAGGUACCAUCGGCUUAUAUAAACCCUGGGAAAUGGUGCACUGCAGAAUUCACAAAGGAGACACGAGCGAAUCCCAGGAGCCCGACCCGCCUCAAGCACAGAAGGAUGGCUUCACCUAACCUGGCGCUGUGUCUGCCGCUGCUGCUGUGGGCCAUAGUGGCGCCGAGCUGCUGCCAGCACUGGUCCUACGGACUGAACCCGGGGGGGAAGAGGGACGUGGACGGCCUCGCAGACGACGUGAAGCUGGUUGAGGUGUUUCAGCACGUGGACACACCCUGCAGUGUUUUGGGGUGUGCAGAAGAAUCACCUGUGGCUAAUAUCUACAGAUCCAAAGGAUUUCGUGGCAGUGUCACCAACAGGGAGAGUGGACACAUAACCUACUGAAAAUGCUGAUUACUUGAUUCUACAAUAAACAUUCUACAAGCAUAUAA